AUGGCAGAUUUGAGAGGACACCCGGCGCAUUCGAGUCUGUGGUCAAAUUAUGGUGGUCCAGUACACAUGUCCAGUCGGGUUCCCGACGCGAUCCCAUCAACCACUACGCCUAUCUCAGGACGACCUGGCAGCAACCACGACGUGGAUCAUCCUCCCUACGCUUACAGCCGGUACCCCCAGGAUGACCAGGAGGCGUACGACAGAAACCCCCAUCCUGAUCUUUCUUCUCACCACAGCUACCCCAAUCUGAAGAGGUCCUUCUCCGAGACGGAGCCACCCGCCUACCAGGAAAUCGUCCAAGACCUUCGUGAUGAUGGCAACAAGAUGACCGUCAACCACGAUCACAAGCUGUUGGCCUUCAAAAGGUCCCAGGACAAGCACACCAUCGUCGACCAACAAGGCCGGAUGCAACAACUGGAAUUAUCAGCCCAGCUCCACGGGAUGUUCUUCCUGUCCGAAAUGCCAACCAGCUCAGCCGACGGAAGCGUUCGACAGCCAGAACUGACGUGCUACCGGAGAAAUCUGUUUCAGACCAGCGGAUCACUGAUUACCCCACGAGGCCAGUUGUCAAUCAUAACCGAGGCAGGGGAGACUGUCGCCGUCAGUAACAUGGAGGUGACCAUUUCAGCCAUCGAGUCUGUGGACGGCAACCCUGUCCGUCUGAUUGUGAUUCCCUGGAAGACCCCCCCGCCAAACUCUCCAGAAACAAACCAAAGCCCUGACCAAGAGCCUCCAUCACUCCCUUUGAUUCCCUUCCAGGAUGAUGGAAGUGAGGCUGAUGGAGAGUUUGCUGUCUAUCCCAUCGGCUGGCGUCGACUACAGUUUAGAAUAGCUACCGCCAACAACGGACGGCGUAAGGAACUGCAGCAGCAUUUUGUGUUGCACUUGAAGGUGGUAGGGACCUUAGCAAACGGCAACAAAGUUGUCCUCACGGAAUCAACAACAGCUCCGAUUGUGGUGCGAGGACGCAGCCCUCGCAACUUCCAGGCCCGGAAAGAGAUCCCACUGUUGGGAUCAAGUGCUGGAUCCCGUGGACAAGCCCUUGUCGAGACAGGACUGGGUGUUGUAGCGGGGGCCUUGAACGCGAAACAACAGGAAGCCAAGGCAAGAGGCCUUGAUGGGCAGCUACCACGAACAGCCUUUACGUUCAGCGCACCGAAGCUUCCAGGAAGCCAGCUCGGUUCCAUCCGAUCUAACUCAUACCCAACUUGGAGCUCUCCAAGCCAAGUGCCAAUGUCCCAGGUUCCAUCUUCCGGUGCUGGGACCUAUCCAGCAACGACCAUAGCAGGCGAUCCAUUUCCGAAACACGCCCUCACUGGAGCUGCCAACUUUACUGCGGAGCCACAGGAACUCCCUCUUCAAACGUCGAUGGAACCCUCAGUUCAACUUUCCCUUGUGGCCACCGACCAGACGCAACCCCCGAUUAGGCCACAGUACACCUAUGUGCACUCGACGACCGCUCCUCCACAGCUUCCCAAUCACACUGCUCCGCUCAGCGGCCACGAGAGCGCGCUGAGCAUCCCUCGUUACGUCGACAACCCCCGACCAUCGAAGAGCCCACGACACGUGAGCCACCCUUCUGCGCGGAGCUCAGGGUCAAUGGCGAACGAAGCAUCGCCAGAAUAUCGAUAUGGAUCGUAUGCACCGGUUAAUACUAGCCCGAGCGACGCCACGCAACCGGGAUACAACCCAGAAUCGUCUACUGGACCCUCUGCGCCAGCUAGAGAUUAUUACCCAUCCUCAACCACCUGGACAACAGCUGGCGAGCAUAGCUCCAGUGUUGCGUACACCAACAAUGACGGGAGGCCUUACCCGUUCCCGCAGGAUCAAUACAAGAGCACCACUGCAGGGACAUCGCCGACCAAGACUGAUUCAAGCCAGAGCCAAGCCCCCUCAGUCUACAGUGGAGGGCCUCGAGGCUCCUUCGAUGCCAUGAAUCAAUAUUCGUGGAGCGGAAGCUAA
This is a messenger RNA of Ilyonectria robusta, 1962 nucleotides long. RefSeq lists its product as uncharacterized. Gene Ontology annotation, biological process: positive regulation of transcription by RNA polymerase II; meiotic cell cycle. Gene Ontology annotation, cellular component: nuclear chromosome. Gene Ontology annotation, molecular function: DNA-binding transcription factor activity; DNA binding. The coding region runs from base 1 to 1962 and encodes 653 amino acids. The record is from RefSeq and is a predicted model, not a curated record. The transcript has 3 exons. NCBI's taxonomy places the organism in Eukaryota, Fungi, Ascomycota, Sordariomycetes, Hypocreales, Nectriaceae.